AUGAUGGUUCCGCUCGAUCCAUCUGACAAGCCCACCUCGCAGCGCCGCAUAGCGGUGGGCGACACCGUCGUGGUGUACGAGCGCCACGACGCGAUGCGCGCCGUCACCGUCGCCGCCGACGGCGUGCUGCAGAACCGGUUCGGGGUCUUCCGCCACGCCGACUGGCUCGGCCGCCACUUCGGAUCCAAGGUCUUCAGCAGCGCCGGCGGCGGCGGCGGGGGCAAGUUCGCUCGCAAGGCCGGCGGCGGGUUCGUCCACCUCCUCGCGCCCACCCCGGAGCUCUGGACGCUCGUGCUCAGCCACCGCACGCAGAUCCUCUACAUCGCCGACAUCAGCCUCGUGGUGGCCUACCUCGAGCUCGUCCCCGGAUGCGUCGUGCUGGAGUCCGGGACGGGCAGCGGCUCGCUCACCACGUCGCUGGCCCGCGCCGUCGCGCCGCAGGGGCACGUGUACACGUUCGAUUUCCACGACCAGAGGGCGGCCUCUGCAAGGGAAGAUUUUGAGAAGAAUGGCCUAAGUAGCCUUAUUACAGUUGCUGUGCGGGACAUACAAGGAGAAGGGUUCCCAGACGAGCACUCUGGAGCUGCUGAUGCUGUGUUCCUGGAUUUGCCUCAGCCUUGGCUGGCUAUACCAUCUGCUGGGACAAUGCUACGACAAGAUGGCGUUCUAUGCUCCUUUUCCCCUUGUAUUGAGCAAGUACAGCGAGCUUGCGAAGCUAUGAGAUCAUGUUUCACAGAUAUUAGAACUUUUGAAAUUCUUCUUCGCACCUACGACGUACAUGAAGGUGUUCUGAAGAGUGCAACUGCCAACGAAGCUGCUAAUUUGGGUUCAGUUCCUGAGAAGAAAAGGAAAAUUCGGACAGGUGGAGAAGCCUUUGACAGUACACAGACUUCUUCUGUUAUGGCUAGGCCCUGCAGCACAGCUAGAGGACACACUGGCUACUUGACGUUUGCAAGGAGAAGUGUGCAUGGCAGCCAAGCUGUAGCCAAUGAAUGUUGCUCCACUUCUUAGACCAGUAAUAUACACACUGGCGCAGAGUUAUUACUAUCUGAAGUGUGUGCUAUGGUUCUUGUUUGUGUAACCUGUGCUGAGCACCAUUUGAGGUGCAGUGUGGCGGGAUAAGAAAUAUCACGCCUCCGCACUGGAGCAGAGUGAGUACCAUGCAAGGUGAUGUGGUGCAGCCAAGAGAUCUGUCUGAUGAGUUAGAGAUGCUCGUAAUGCUUAUGAACAUAACUGAUAUAUGGCCUCUCCAGUAGGCCUUGGUCUUUGAGUGUUUUUUUUUUCAUGGUAGUUUGAGAUUGUUGUGAUUGUGCUACCAUGGCUAUCAUACUAAUCAUUCAUAUCUCUGUUUUUUUUAUGAUGAACCACACUAAUCAUUCA
Lolium rigidum is the source of this 1380-nucleotide messenger RNA. RefSeq names its product tRNA (adenine(58)-N(1))-methyltransferase catalytic subunit trmt61a-like. Gene Ontology annotation, biological process: tRNA methylation. The coding region runs from base 1 to 1011 and encodes 336 amino acids. Gene Ontology annotation, cellular component: nucleus; tRNA (m1A) methyltransferase complex. The transcript is spliced from 3 exons. The record is from RefSeq and is a predicted model, not a curated record. Lineage: Eukaryota; Viridiplantae; Streptophyta; Magnoliopsida; Poales; Poaceae.